Messenger RNA from Racocetra persica, 408 nucleotides. The record is from the annotation of a GenBank genome assembly. Lineage: Eukaryota; Fungi; Glomeromycota; Glomeromycetes; Diversisporales; Gigasporaceae.
AUGGACAUUGAACUUGGUUCAUUUCCCAACUCAAAUCACAAUAUGGAACUAGAACAAAUCAAAACUAAAGCUUAUCAUUAUUUGCCUCAAGAUUUUAUAUCAUCUUUAGAUUUAAUUGUCCAAAAUAAUAUUAAAAAAACUGGAACUUUGGGACACUAUGACUUUACAAUUCAAAAAGUAUUAGAUUUUUAUACAAUGUCUAAUAGUCUAAUCAAUCAUAUUGUAACUGGCUUAAAGCAAUUUUUUGGAUAUUAUAUUGGGUCAUUUCGUGAGAUUACUUUAUCAGUUAAAAUUUUUAGAUUCUUUGUUCAAUAUUAUUCAGACAAUUAUCCAAAUUAUGACUUUUACAAUAAAAAUCAAUUACCAAAAUUGAAACAAUUAAUUCUUGUAUCUUCAACAGCUCACUGA